UGACCUUAUAAACUCUUGACUAUGAGGUGGGAACGAAUUGAGACCAAAUCAAGAGACGGAGAGAAGGUUAAAAGAGAGCCAUUCAUUUGUGUUAACAUUUCACUGAUGUCCUGGCUGCAAGAAAACAUCUGAUUCUUCCAAGAUCAGAGAAACAGUACAGUUACCAAGCCUGCAUUUCCACACCACGCUGUGUUGUGUUCUGUUGUUGCUAUAGCUGUGGAGGACCUGUUUUAAAAACGAGUUUUCGCUUGAACGCCCCAGUGUAGCGAGGUCAUUGCAUGAACUGUUGCUCUCAUGCCCUAUCAUGAAUGCGCACAGGAGAUCAAUGGCCUACUGAGGAAUCAUGGGACUAUUUGAAGUCUCCAUCGUCUUGCUCCUAACACUCGUUACAGUGACCUCAGCUGAACCACCUGGAUGCAAGAUUCGUAUUACUGCCAGAGGCCUGGAGAUGUUGAAGUCCCAGACAAUGAAGUUUGUAGAAGAAGAGUUGAGUAACAUCACUAUUCCAGAGAUGCAUGGAUCCCAGGGCCGUUUCCAAUACACCAUCAAAGAUGUGAAGAUAACCGAGUUGGACCUGAACUCUGACCUACGCUUCCAGCCUGAUGUUGGGCUGCUCCUCGAGGUCCAGAACUCCUCCAUUACCCUCAGCUUACAGAGACGCAUCCUUUACUGGCUCUUUCAUGAUGAAGGAGCAAUCAACGCCUCAGCAGAAGGUGUUAACAUCUUCACAGCUCUCCAUCUAAGCCGAGACCAGGAGGGCCGUCUGAAGAUCUCUAAUGUCACUUGUGAUGCAGCCAUCACCAAGAUGAGGGCCAAAUUUAGUGGGACCCUUGGGAGGGUUUACGACUUCAUUGCAACGUUCCUGACUACUGGAAUGCGCUUCAUCUUAAAUAAACGGAUUUGUCCUGCCUUGGAUCAUGCAGCACUGGUUUUGGUUAACCAAUACCUGGAAACAAUCCCAGUCCGCACAGAGGUGAACAGUUACAUUGGAAUCGAUUACUCACUGUUAAGUGAUCCUGUGGUGACAGAAAGCAGUCUUGAUAUGGAUUUUAGGGGAAUGUUUUAUGAUCUUAAAAACGAGAAUGAUACCCUAGUGAACCAUGCAGUGAAUCCCGUCAUGAGUGAGUAUGACCGUAUGAUCUAUCUAGUACUGUCUGAGUAUUUCUUCGACAGUGGACUCUACUCUUACUACAAAGGUGGACUGUUCCAAAUGCAGAUAGCAAAUGAACGGAUGUCGAAGGAUUUGGAGAUGCUCCUCAGAGCUACCUACUUUGGUACAAUCAUGAUGCUGAACCCGACUCUAAUGGAGCAUCCUCUGUCGAUGGAGUUAGAAGUCACCGCUCCCCCUCAAUCCACCAUCAAGACCUCCGGUGCCAGUGUGGCCGUCAACACUAAUGUUAAAAUUUUCGUUCUGCCACCUGGAAAAGCACCAGUCCAGCUCAGCAGCAUGACCAUGGAAGCCAAAUUUAAUGCGAAAGUGUCAAUGAAGGCCAAGCGCCUGGCCAUCCAUUUAGAUCUGAGAAGGUUCAAAAUCUUCUCCACUCAAUCUGCUUUAGAGUCUUUAGCUCUGAUUCCUCUACAAGGUCCCCUGAAGACUAUGUUGCAGAUAUCUGUGGUGCCACUCCUUAACAAUUACACUAAACGAGGUGUACAGAUCCCUCUACCAGAUGGGAUGGACUUCAUUGAAGAGGUGGUCGAGUAUCACAAUGGCUACAUCAUCGUGGGUGCAAAUCUACAUUUCAGAUCGGGUCUGAGAGAAAUAAUCGAGAGAAGACUGUCAGGUUACACCGAUAACUCGAUUUAAGAAGAGCGAAAAAGCCACAUGAGCAUUAACACAUGCAUUCAUAACACUUACAGACAGAUCUUGAAGUAGGGAGCAAGAGAUUCACAUUCUAAAAUGAAUGGACUAAACUUCUAUCAAAUGCAUGAUAUUUGGGAACAUUGUUUUUUUUUUUUUUUUUUGUAAAUCAGUAUUCUGUUUUACUUUGACAUAUGUUACAUUAUGGAAGAAAAAUGGGUUAUUUCAUGUUGAAUUUAAAAUUAUUUGUAUUACUGUGGUAUUGAGUGUGCACUUACUCGAUACUCGUAGUUAGGUAUUUAGAUUUGUUGUACAAUUUUAUGACCUUAAGUUAAAUAGUUUGUUAAGAAAGCAGUUUCUGACUCAAAAUAUUUGUACCUCUUUUUAAAACUUACAUGUUAAAAUAAUAAAUAAAUAUAUAUAUAUCUCCGCGAUUGUUUUUGAU
Molecule: messenger RNA, 2243 nt
Organism: Myxocyprinus asiaticus (Chinese sucker)
Lineage: Eukaryota; Metazoa; Chordata; Actinopteri; Cypriniformes; Catostomidae
Product: phospholipid transfer protein-like
Exons: 17
Coding region: 344-1804 (486 amino acids)
Biological process (GO): ceramide transport; high-density lipoprotein particle remodeling; phospholipid transport
Molecular function (GO): phosphatidic acid binding; diacylglycerol binding; phosphatidylethanolamine binding
Source: RefSeq, a predicted model, not a curated record